AUGCCAAAAGCACCUAAAAUAGACGAAUUCCGUGUAAUUGAGGCCUGCGAAGCCGCCCAGCGCGAACAAAAACCGAAUCUUGCGAAGAUCGCGCGGGAAUAUGGCGUUUCGUAUGAGAUACUGCGCGGUCGCGUUCGCCGGGGACAACAGGCUCGUAACGCCUAUACACCUCAGAAUAAAGCCCUUAAUGAGUAUCAGGAGAAAACUUUAGUCCAAUAG
This is a messenger RNA of Penicillium soppii, 219 nucleotides long. RefSeq names its product transcriptional regulator family: Centromere protein B DNA-binding region. NCBI's taxonomy places the organism in Eukaryota, Fungi, Ascomycota, Eurotiomycetes, Eurotiales, Aspergillaceae. The transcript has a single exon. The coding region runs from base 1 to 219 and encodes 72 amino acids. The record is from RefSeq and is a predicted model, not a curated record.